Molecule: messenger RNA, 4926 nt
Organism: Gracilinanus agilis (Agile Gracile Mouse Opossum)
Lineage: Eukaryota; Metazoa; Chordata; Mammalia; Didelphimorphia; Didelphidae
Product: cilia- and flagella-associated protein 43-like
Exons: 39
Coding region: 1-4926 (1641 amino acids)
Biological process (GO): sperm axoneme assembly; cilium assembly
Cellular component (GO): axoneme
Molecular function (GO): protein binding
Source: RefSeq, a predicted model, not a curated record
AUGAGUCUCAAAGAUCGAGAGGGAUCAGACAACUUCCAGAACGCAGCCCUGUCUGUGAGAUGGGUGCAAGGAUUCCCUGUGAAGUAUUUGGCUUUUAUCAACAACAGCACAAUUUGCUACCCUUGUGGGAAUUUUUUAAUUUUUUUAAAUAUUGAAAAAGAGAGAAAGACUGUUCUACAGUGUAUGAAUGGAAAAGUGGGUGCUGUGGCAACUAAUAUUCCUUACGAAGUGGUGGCUUUUUCAGAUCGGAAGCUUAAGCCCUCCAUCUACAUAUACAACUUCCCUGCAUUGACCAAAAGGGCAAAAUUAAAAGGGUAUGCUCAGUUGGACUACACUUUACUUGAAUUUAAUCGCUCUGGCAUAUACCUGGCUAGUUACUCUUCGAUUCCUGAACAUGAAGUAACACUCUGGAACUGGGAAGCAAAGGUCAUUUUGUGUAGAAAAUCACAACCAGGUGUGGAAAUAAAACAGAUGACUUUUAACCCAAAAAACUGGCGUCAGCUAUGUUUAUCCAGUGAAAAUUAUAUAGCUGUCUGGAAUAUUGAAAAAUGUGACAAUGAUCAUUAUUUGAAACCAAAGCAAAUAAAUAUGCCUUCAGAGGAUGGUACUUUUGCAAAAGAAUAUGAGGGAUUACUCUCCCAAGAUAUCAAAGAUCCUACCUAUGGACCUGUGUUACCAGUUGCUGCCAUUGCUGGGCUAGUUGGUUUAGAAGCAGAAAAGUUCAAGGAAAAGUUGGGAACAGAAAGACUUUUGGAAUGUUUAUUUAGGGUUACCUGGGCACCUCUAUCCAUGAUAGCAUCUGAUGAGAACCUUCAUAAAGAAGAUGAAGAAAACUAUUAUAAAGGCAACAGGAUCAAUUCCAUGGCAGUUUAUAAAGAAAAAGUAUUUAUUGCUGGAGAGGAUGGCAUUUUGCGUUCUCUUAUUAUCAAGGAGAGUAACUACACCAUAAAAGACCAAAUAGAUGUGCAAAGCCCUGUUGAGAGUAUUUUCUUUUCUCCUGAUUUUAAACAAUUAUUAAUUCAAACAGAGAAGGGAUCUAUUUUUUCCUAUGUGUUUGAAGAAAAUAAAAGCAUUCAAACAAUCUUGGAGGCAAGUAGUAGCAAUGUACAGGCAACUGACUUUAUCACAUCUGAAAACCAAUACUGCAUGUCAGUAACCUUUUCAGGAGAAUUUUAUAUUUGGAUGGCAGAAGAUGGAUUUCCUAUUAGUAAGUUAUGCCUUAAAACUAAGGUAAGUGCUAUGGCUUGCUGCCCUGCAUCGUUUUCAGUGGCCGUGGGGACCACUACAGGACGUUUAUUGAUCAUUAAUGUUUAUGAUGUCAAAAACCCGAGACUUGUUCACAAUAUCUUUCUGACCAAUGCUUCUUUACAGCAUACACAUUAUGACCAAAAUGGUAUGUUCUUGAUAAUUGGAGCAUCUGAUAGAAAUGUCUUCAUUUUAAGUGCCAAAGCCUCAGAAAUAUUCAAGAUUAUUGGAUUUACAGAGGUGUGUGGUGACAUUUUACAAAUAUCUACAGUUAGUCUUUGGAAUGCCCAAGAAAGUCAAGUAAUGAUCCUUACCGAACCUUCAGAAGAUAAAAAAACUAGGAUAGAAAUACUCAUUCUGAAAGAAGCAAUCAUAACAGAAAGUGACAUGUGUAGUGAUGAAAGAGGACGACUGAAAGAUGAAUUCAUUUUGAGAAGAAUAUAUGAAACAAAUCAAAUCUUGUGCUCUGCUGUCUUGGGUUUCCAUGAUAACAAAUUAUAUGGUUUUUGUAGUAAUGAGCCAUAUAUCUGUGCCUUUGAGAUUCCUGAAAAGAAGAGCAAUAACAUGGUUCUCAAAAUACAGAAUAAAAUACCAAGUAAACAUUAUGGAACAGGAAUGUUGUAUCUGUCAUUUCAUGGCCAGUGGCUGGCAUCAGUAGCCAAAGAUGGGAUACUAAGCAUCCGUGAUAUUAAAAAUUUGGAACCAUUUGUCAGGUCACGAUGCCAUUCUUACCACGGACAAGGAAUUAAGUCAAUGGCAUUUUCAUUUGAUGGCCAAUUCAUACUACUGAAUGGUAAAGAAGAUGGUGCCCUUGUUUGCCUAAAAUGGAAGACUAUAAUGGCAAUUCUAGUUCAUGAAUGUAUUGAGUAUCUUGAGAUCUAUCUACCCUCAUUUUAUAAAAGUAUUGAGGAGGAAGAGAAACUUUUUAACAAAAUGAAAGAUUCUCAGAUCUUUUUGGAUUCACUAUAUGGACAAUCAGGAUAUCACAAAAAGUACUCAUUUCCUGAAGUUGAGAUAUCAGAUGAGACCUAUGAAGCUGAAAUUACCUGGUUACAAAAGAAAAACAGAGAGGCCAUCAGAAAAGAGGUUAAAAUUUUUACUGAAAAAAAGAAGCAACUAAAAGACGGAAUCAAAAGUCUGACUAAAACUAUUCAAGAUAUGUUGAGAGAAAAUGAAUUAGCAUCUGAUAUUGCACAACUAGAACAAAAAGAAUUCAGUCUAGAUGUUGAAGAAAUACAAAGGCUUUAUGAUGAACGUGAAGAAGAACUGGAAAAGUUGAAAAAGGAAGCAGAAAUGGAGAAUCUAGCAAAGAGGUUUUUAUGUUACAUUUUGACAGAAGAAUGCUGGAACUCCAUGAAAACAAAAGGCCAAUCAAUUAAGUCCUUUCAUAAUCGUUUGGAGGUUAAAAAUUUCCCAAUGAAAGAACGCACUCGAGAAGAGCUGGAAGAAGUGGAGAGAGUUUUUCAGCUAAGGAAGAUUGAAAUAGCUGAAUAUAAACUACGAAAGGAAAUUGCAGAAGUUUUACCCACAGCUUUAACAAAACAUGAAGUUGAGGAGGAGGAAGAAGAAGAAGAGGAACCAAAAAUAAGAGACAGCAGCUUACUCAAAUAUUUAUUUGGCAGCUUGAGUUAUGAGCUUAUUGAAGACACAAGUUUGUUAUAUAGCCAGUUAGAACUUCAUACCAGAGAAGAGAAAAUCAACCAGAUAGUACUACUGAAGGACAUUAUUUACAACAUCAAAACUAAUUUCAAUAAGGAAUUUACUACUAUAUAUCUACAAAAGAUUUUGGAAAUAGAACGAGUGACAGAAAGAAAUGUAAAUAUUGGUAGAAUUAUUGAAGAUCUCGAACUUGGAGAAAAGAUCUGGCAACCAGAACUUGAAAUAUGUGAAAAUCCAGAGAGGAUUCUAGCUGUAGAAGAUCAUGAGAUAAAAGUUGAAAGAAUCCUUACCCCAUGGGAAAAAGAACAAGCAGCAAUCGCUGAAGCUCUUGAGCUGGAAAGACUUCUUUUAUUACAGGCAGAUGAUGCAAGACAACGAGCUUUGAUGGAUAUGAUGGGUGGAGUUCUACAAGUCAGGAAAGAAGAUAUUUUGAAGAUGGAAAUUCCUCCACCUGCCUUUACGCUCAAACCUGAGACUGUAUGGACUGAAGAUGAAAAGAAACAAUUCAAAGAGUAUGAGAAAAAAGUCAAAGACUUAAAUGAAGAAAGGGAGAAGUAUAAAAAGUCAUUGGAUACUGAAUUAAAGAAACUUCAAAACUCCGUUAACGAAGCAACUCAAACUUUUGAUACAAUUUUGAAAAGACUCUUUGGAAAGAGGGUGAAAUGUGAUAUGGUUAUCAAACAGGAGGAAUUAAAAAUAGCCAUCCUUACAUUCUCUUUGCUAUUAGAUGAAGAACUACUAACAAGAGAAUUAGAAUUGAAUGGUUUCCUUGAAAGAAAAAACAGUGAAAGGAUACACACUUACGAUAACAUCUAUGAGGCUCGUGAAAAACUUGAUGCUUUCAGAGAAACUUAUGACAUCUUAAUUGCAGAGGAUAAAGUUCUGGAACGAGGAUUUAAAAAAGAAUUUUCUGAGCUUCCUACUUCUAUGGUUGAAACUCUCUACAAAAUGUUCAAACGCCGACCAAGGCAAACAAAGCACAAGCAAUCAGAUGGAGGACUCGGACCUAUCCAUUUUGCAGAUGGGCAAAAGCCUAUCUAUAUUCAGCAGGAAAACCUUACCCAAUUAAUGAAUGCCAUGGAAGAAUUGGAUAAUCCAACUAAUAUGCCAGAAGGUUUAGAACUUCCAGUCUGGAACAAUUUCUGUGCUCUAAGAAGAUCAAAAAUGGAAAAUGAACAAAAAGUAAAGCAAAAAGCCCUUAUUUUGCUGGAAAUGCAGACCUUCCUCCGGAAGAGAACUGAGGAUGAUGAUAAGGUGCAAUCGGACAUUGAAAAAUGUCUCCAGGAAAUCCUCUUAUUACAAGAAGAGAAAAUGAAUUAUCAGCUGAAUUCAACAAUUCAAAUAUUGCUUACACAAGGGCAAGUGGAACUGGAUAAUUUCCAUUUUGUUUUAGAUUUCACAGACUCCAUUCUCAUUAACAGGGUUUUAAUUGAAGAAGUAAAUGCUAUAGUCCGGACUCAAGGUCAAAAGAAAGUUGCCAGCAUGAUAGAAAGUAAAAAUGUCCACAAUGGAAUAAUUCAGAUUGAAUGGGAACAUAAGAAAAUGGAGAUGGAAAUGGAAGAUUUAAACCAAAAGGCUUGGGAUAUUCAGAUACUGUUUUUUUCAAAAGAUCGUCAAAAGUUCCUAAAGGAACCAAACUAUGAGAUCCUAAUAGGCCAUGAGAUUUAUAUGAUGGAGCAGAAUCUUGCUAAUAUGGAAAAAACUCACAAAAAGGAGGUGGACUCCUUCAAAAAAUUACUCAAGGAACUGGGAAAAUAUAGCAAUAAAAAAGAUGCAGCAAAUUUUACUCUUUCUUGUGAACUACAAAAUGAAAUGGUGACUGUCUGUGAAAGAAAAGAAAUCUGUAAAUCACUUGGAUCUCAGCUGACUUGUGAAAGUAUUGCCAAGGAACGAUAUGACGCUAUGCUGCAGCAGCAAAAGCUUAUAGAUAUUUCAAAAAUUCAGGCUGAACAGAUUUCAAUUCUGCAGGCAGAGGUUGAAAGACUAAGAAUGAAAACAUUUCCUGCACUCAUUCAAAUGUAG